Brassica oleracea var. oleracea is the source of this 1918-nucleotide messenger RNA. RefSeq names its product sugar transport protein 13-like. The coding region runs from base 70 to 1593 and encodes 507 amino acids. Gene Ontology annotation, biological process: monosaccharide transmembrane transport. Gene Ontology annotation, cellular component: membrane. Gene Ontology annotation, molecular function: monosaccharide transmembrane transporter activity. NCBI's taxonomy places the organism in Eukaryota, Viridiplantae, Streptophyta, Magnoliopsida, Brassicales, Brassicaceae. The transcript has 4 exons. The record is from RefSeq and is a predicted model, not a curated record.
AGUGGUCUCUUUUUUUAACUCGUUAGAGAGGAUAACUUUUUAGUUAUAGUCUCUGAAGAUAUCUUAAGGAUGGCCGCAGGAUUUUCGACAGCUUCGGCAAAGGGAGUGGAUUUUGAGGCAAAGAUUACUCCUAUAGUCAUAAUAUCUUCCAUCAUCGCUGCUACCGGCGGCCUCAUGUUUGGCUACGAAGUUGGUGUCUCUGGUGGAGUGACAGCGAUGCCGGAAUUUCUGAAAAAGUUUUUCCCGGUGGUCUACGGGAGAGUAGAAGUCGGCGCCGACAAAAACAACUACUACUGCAAAUACGACAAGCAAGGACUACAAAUCUUCACAUCAUCUCUAUACUUAGCGGGUCUAACCGCAACGUUCUUCGCUUCAUACACGACGAGAACACUUGGACGAAGGCCAACCAUGCUCAUAGCUGGCGUGUUCUACAUCAUCGGUGUGGUUCUCAAUGCUGCGGCGCAAGACCUAGCCAUGCUUAUUACAGGCCGGAUAUUGCUUGGUUGUGGAGUUGGGUUCGCUAACCAAGCCGUGCCGUUGUUCUUGUCGGAGAUUGCACCUACUAGGAUCAGAGGUGGUCUUAAUACUCUCUUUCAGCUUAACGUCACUAUUGGUAUCCUCUUCGCAAAUCUUGUCAACUAUGGCACCGCUAAAAUUAAAGGAGAAUGGGGAUGGAGGCUGUCACUUGGUUUAGCCGGAAUCCCGGCGCUUCUACUGACGGUGGGAGCUUUAUUGGUGACGGAUACACCGAACAGUCUCGUUGAAAGAGGCCGUCUCAAUGAAGGCAAAGCCGUUCUCCGUCAGAUUCGAGGCACAGUUAAUGUCGAACCAGAGUUCGCUGAUCUUCUUGAAGCUAGCAGCCUUGCCAAAGAAGUCAAACACCCUUUCAGAAACCUUCUUCAACGCCGGAACCGGCCUCAUGUUGCCUUGCAGAUAUUCCAGCAAUGCACUGGAAUCAACGCCAUUAUGUUCUAUGCUCCUGUUCUUUUCAGCACUUUAGGCUUUGGCAGUGACGCGUCUCUCUACUCUGCAGUGCUCACCGGUGCAGUCAACGUCCCCUCCACUCUAGUGUCUAUCUACUUAGUUGAUAAAGUCGGUCGUCGUGUUCUUCUUCUUGAAGCUGGUCUCCAAAUGUUCUUUUCUCAACUCGUGAUCGCCAUUGUCCUCGGCAUCAAAGUCACAGACCACUCUAAUAACCUUUCCAAAGGGUUUGCGGUUCUUGUCGUGGUGAUGAUCUGCACCUACGUAGCUGCUUUCGCCUGGUCUUGGGGACCGCUCGGUUGGCUAAUCCCUAGUGAGGUUUUCCCUCUUGAGACACGUUCCGCGGGACAGAGUGUGACUGUCUGCGUCAACUUGCUGUUCACUUUCAUUAUAGCUCAGGCUUUCCUCUUGAUGCUGUGUCAUUUCAAGUUUGGGAUAUUCAUCUUCUUUUCUUCGUGGGUCUUGGUCAUGACUCUGUUUGUGAUGUUCCUCCUUCCUGAAACUAAGAACAUACCUAUCGAGGAGAUGAGGGAGAGAGUGUGGAAGAAGCACUGGUUCUGGACUAGGUUCAUGGUCAUGGGUGAUCAAAGUUGUAACCGGCAAGAAGAGUAACAACAGGUGACUAACAAUACACUAGAUAGAUAUAAGAAACGAUAACAUAUAUAUAAAGAGUAAAGACUAAACAUAUUAGAACAUCUUUAGAGCAUGAGCAUUGCUAGAACACACAUAACACAUAGUUCUCUCAGAUAAUAUUCUUAAAUUAUUUUUAUUUUUUCUUUUUAUUUUAAAAAUUAAGCCAUUGCUUAAAAGACAAGUGGAGAACACAGCUCUUCAGCGAGAUCAAAAAGCUCUUCUCAGAGAGCUGCUUUCUUUUUUGGGCUUUUUUGCUAAAUAACAAAAAAAAAAAGAGAAAUUAGAUUUUGGGAGAGAGAGUAGA